CGAUUAUCACCUUAUCACCUCUCAACACCAGAUUCUCACUCCUGAAACCCUCCUCUUUGCCCAACUCGUCGUCCAUUUCUCAUCGCUCAUCCACAAUGGCUGCCCUGCCCGCCUGGAACUUGCUCAAAGGCAAGACUGCCGCCAUCACCGGUGGCACCACUGGAAUCGGUCGCGCAAUUGUUCUGGCAUACAUCACGCAAGGAUGCAAUGUCGCCGUCAAUCACCUCGGUCUGGAAAAGGAUGAGCAGCACCGUCACAGUCUUCUCGAGGAGGUCAAGGCGAUCAAGAAUACGGGUAUCAAGGCAGGCGAGAUCCUAGAGCUCCCAGGCGACGUGACAAAUCCUUCCACCAGCACCAACCUGGUUAAGCAGGCUGUAUCGCAAUGGGGGAAGCUGGACAUUUUUGUCGCCAAUGCGGGUGUCUUCAAGCAAGCAGAGUUCCUCAAAAUCGAGCCAUCCCUCCUCGAUCACAGUGUCGACGUGAACGUCAAAGGCUGCUUCUAUUCCUGCCAGGCCGCCGCUCGCCAGAUGGUCGAGCAAGGCCACGGCGGGUCCAUCAUCGGUAUUUCCUCCGUCAGCGCCCUGGUCGGCGGCGGUUUUCAGACCCAUUACACACCAACAAAGGCUGCUAUUCUCUCUAUGAUGCAGUCCAUGGCGAUUUCCCUGGGUGGAGACAAGAUCCGGUGCAAUGCUCUCAUGCCCGGCACGAUUGCCACCCAGUUGGCCGACCACGAUAUGAAGAACCCUACCAAGAAGGCUAUGCUUGAAGAGCGUAUCCCGCUUGGUCGGAUUGGUGAUCCAGAAGAUAUGGCGGGGCCGGCAGUUUUCCUGGCCUGCGAGGAGAUGAGUCGUUAUGUGAAUGCCACAGGGCUGUUGGCUGAUGGGGGAAUGUUUAGUAAAUUGCAGUAGUUUGUGGCAGUGCUUUUCAUGUAAUUGAUAGAAUUGACAUAGAAUAAAUUUCGCCAGUUUUAUUCAUUGG
Molecule: messenger RNA, 978 nt
Organism: Aspergillus versicolor CBS 583.65
Lineage: Eukaryota; Fungi; Ascomycota; Eurotiomycetes; Eurotiales; Aspergillaceae
Product: SDR family NAD(P)-dependent oxidoreductase
Exons: 2
Coding region: 96-908 (270 amino acids)
Molecular function (GO): oxidoreductase activity, acting on the CH-OH group of donors, NAD or NADP as acceptor
Source: RefSeq, a predicted model, not a curated record